CUUUCUUUCUCUUCCUCUCAUCCAAUAGCCUAUAUAUACCCGCUGCCUUGCUUGUUUUCUUCACACAACUUCCUUCUCUACCCAACUAGCUGCUACUACUACUACUACAACUCCCACUCUCUCAACACCAACAAUUCAAUUACUACUCAUUGAAUUCAUGGAAUUCAAUUUCAUGUUUUAUUCAUUUGCUUCCAUCUUCCUCAUUUUUCUAUUCCGUUGUCUUUUUAAAUCCUUCAAGUCCAAUAGCCGGCAACUACCUCUCCCCCCAGGCACCUUGGGUUGGCCUUACAUCGGUGAAACGUUUCAACUCUACUCUCAAAACCCAAAUGUCUUCUUUGCUUCAAAACAAAAGAGAUAUGGCUCCGUAUUCAAGACCCACAUACUAGGCUGUCCUUGUGUGAUGAUUUCCAGCCCGGAAGCUGCAAAAUUCGUGCUCGUAACCAGAGCUCAUCUCUUCAAGCCAACAUUUCCAGCAAGUAAAGAGAGGAUGUUGGGCAAACAAGCCAUCUUCUUUCACCAAGGAGAGUACCAUGCUAAAUUGCGGAAGCUUGUUCUCCGUGCCUUCAUGCCUGAAGCCAUCAAAAGCAUCGUGUCUGACAUCGAAUCCAUUGCUAAAGAUUCCCUCCAGUCCUUGGAGGGGAGGGAGAUAACCGCUUUUCUAGAAAUGAAAACAUACACGUUCAAUGUUGCGCUACUUUCCAUAUUUGGAAAGGACGAAGUGCUUUAUAGGGAAGAUCUCAAGAGGUGUUACUACAUUCUUGAGAAGGGGUACAACUCAAUGCCCAUUAACCUUCCCGGUACACUUUUCAACAAAUCAAUGAAAGCAAGGAAAGAGCUUGCUCAAAUUCUAGCCAAAAUCCUAUCAACCAGGAGACAAAUGAAGCUCGAUUGCAAUGACUUACUGGGGUCUUUCAUGGGUGACAAAGAAGGCCUUACUGAUGAACAAAUUGCUGACAACAUUAUUGGUGUAAUCUUCGCUGCUCGUGACACCACCGCUAGCGUACUGACAUGGAUAAUUAAGUAUCUUGGAGAAAACCUGAGCGUCCUUCAAGCUGUCACGAACGAGCAAGAGGCUAUAAUUAGAAGUAAAGAGAAGUGCGGUGAGGAGCAAACUCUCACUUGGGCUGACACAAGGAAGAUGCCAGUAACUUCUAGGGUGAUUCAGGAGACACUCAGGGUUGCUUCAAUCCUAUCAUUCACCUUCAGAGAAGCAGUAGAAGAUGUUGAAUAUGAAGGGUAUCUUAUUCCAAAAGGGUGGAAAGUUUUACCACUUUUUAGAAACAUUCACCACAACCCAGAAAUAUUUCCAGAUCCUGAAAAGUUUGAUCCAUCCAGAUUUGAGGCUGCUCCCAAGCCCAAUACAUUUUUGCCAUUUGGCAAUGGAACCCACUCAUGUCCAGGGAAUGAGUUAGCCAAGCUGGAAAUUAUGGUCCUUCUCCACCAUCUGACCACAAAGUACAGGUGGUCUAUGGCGGGUGCAAACAGUGGGAUUCAGUAUGGUCCUUUUGCUCUUCCCCAGAAUGGUCUGCCCAUCAGAUUAACCAGAAAACCAUAGCCUAAGAGUCCCCGACAACUCAGAGGGAAUUCUCAACUUUAAACAUAGGCAGCAGCAAAGGCAAAGGCAAAUGCAAAGCCAAGGACACUCCCUAGAAGAGAAAGAAAGAGCUUUCUCUCUUUCUGGGCAAAAGACAUCCAAAAUAAGAAGAAACUUAGGAUUAGCAUACCACAAGGGAACAGCUAAGUGUACAGAAGAGUCUCAUAACACACAAAAAAAAAAGAAGCAAAUUCUGUUUAUUCUUUUUCCAACUAAUGGAAAAGAAGAAGGAAAAAAGAAUGAUCCAGCAAAAUAUCAAUGACUUUUACGUGUGUUGGUCCUAAGAGGAUAUGUUUUUGUAAUUUCCUGAAGUCCGCAAGGCAAAAAAGAAAAAAAAAUUAAUUGUUGAAAUUUUGGAUGGUACAUAAACUGACUCAUUCGGCUCUAUGAUAGAGACUGCCAUCAAGUCUUUGCUUAAUGCUAGUUAUCCUUUCCUCUUU
This is a messenger RNA of Theobroma cacao (cacao), 2034 nucleotides long. It is a transcript of the gene CYP707A3, whose product is annotated as cytochrome P450, family 707, subfamily A, polypeptide 3. The record is from RefSeq and is a predicted model, not a curated record. NCBI's taxonomy places the organism in Eukaryota, Viridiplantae, Streptophyta, Magnoliopsida, Malvales, Malvaceae. Gene Ontology annotation, biological process: sterol metabolic process; abscisic acid metabolic process. Gene Ontology annotation, molecular function: iron ion binding; heme binding; (+)-abscisic acid 8'-hydroxylase activity.